Messenger RNA from Saccostrea echinata, 3083 nucleotides. RefSeq names its product putative ferric-chelate reductase 1. The coding region runs from base 10 to 2316 and encodes 768 amino acids. The record is from RefSeq and is a predicted model, not a curated record. The transcript has 18 exons. Gene Ontology annotation, molecular function: oxidoreductase activity, acting on metal ions. NCBI's taxonomy places the organism in Eukaryota, Metazoa, Mollusca, Bivalvia, Ostreida, Ostreidae.
AGUUUAGCAAUGUUUGUGAAUGUUCUGCUGUGUGUAUUGAGCACCAGUGUUCUGUGGCAAUGCCAGGCAUACCCCACAGGAUCACCCGGCUGUAAACAAGACGAGGCUCCCAAAAAAGAUUACGAUUUCGUCCCAUUUCACUCAGGACCUGUAAACGACGAGAACCUUCCUUAUUAUGUGAGUUCCACGAAAUCCGGAAAAGAAUGGACAGUGAGGAUUUGGGCUGAAAAUAGUUAUUUUAAGGGAUUCCUCUUGCGUGUUAUGGCACUGAAUCCCUCUGAAACAGUGACAGGAAGCUAUGUUACAAUGCCUAGCGACACAAGAAGCUGUUCAGAUACUGAUGCCACACACAGUAGAGCUGAUACCAAUCGCACGUCAUUGACUUUUGUGUGGAAACAAAGUGAUGAAAUGUCAGGGGAUGUUUAUUUCAAAGCUACUAUAGUUCAUAGUAAAACCACAGACUACAAAAUAACCACUUCUUUGCCCAAGUCCUCAAUAGUGCGAGAUCCAGAAUGUGGUUCAUCUAAAGGAUGCCAGUCUGACUGUCACAGUGGUACCUGUUCCUACCAAGUCACCUGGCAAAAAACCGCAAAUCUGAUGAGGUUUGAAUUUCAACAGGAUUUUGGAGCUGGCAAUAAAUAUCAAGCUUUAGGACUAUCAAGCGACCAAAAAAUGGGUAAUGACAGUGUAAUGGUUUGUAAGGCCUAUGGAGGAAAGGUGGAAUUUGAACAAGGAUACAACAUUCCCCAAAUGUUUAAGUUUAGACCAGUCACCAAUCCAAACAACACAGGAAUCAACGUUAUAGAAACAUCACAGGUAGACAAUGUCAUCCAAUGUGUGAUUGAGAGGCCCAUUAACAGUACAAAUCCAGAGGUCUUCACCUUAUCUCAGCCAUGGUAUGUCCUCCAUUCCAUGGGAUCUGUUUUGGGUGGCAACAUUAGCUAUCAUUACACCACAAAAUCAGCAUCGUCCAAUGUAGUGAACUUCUUGUCAGUUGGGGCUGUACAGACAACAGUCGUAUCUUCAACUACGACAUCUCACGCAGCUACCACAACAACACAGACUACGACUUCUACAUCUAACAUUUCUCCUGACCCAGAAUGUGGCACCACCAAAGGUUGUCUGGAAAGUUGUAGUGGUACCAGAUGUACUUAUAUGAUAACUUGGCAAAAGCGAAAUGAUUUAGUAAGAUUUGAAAUGAUGCAAAUGUCACCGGGAAAUCAAUAUCAAGCCAUUGGACUCUCAAGUGACGCCAAAAUGGGUGGCGACAGUGUGAUGACAUGUAAAGUAGACAGGGGAAUGGUGUCUUUUGAACUGGGAUAUACCACAGGGACUUCAUAUUCCGCUCUUCCAAGUUUAGUGGGGAGUGGAGUCAGCAUCAUAGAAACCUCACAGACUGCAGGCAGGGUGAGGUGUGUCGUGGAGCGGACUUUGAGCAGUAUCAACCCCAAGGUGUUUAGUCUGACACAGAAGUGGUAUCUACUGAGAUCCACUGGACCUCUUGCAAGUGGCGCUGUGACAAAACACAGUACGAGGUCUGCCAGCAGUUCCCCCGUGGACUUCCUGUCGACAUCACUCAUUACAGAGGAACAACCAGAUAAUCUCCUGGUCAAAAUUCAUGGAUCCUUCAUGAUGAUUGCGUGGGUGAUGUUUUCAAGCAUUGGAAUUGUAACAGCGAGGUUCUUCAAGAAUGGAUGGGAGGGCAAGACUCUUAUGGGACAAAAAGUGUGGUUCCAGAUUCAUCGAACAUGUAUGGUUUUAGUCUUUACCUUCACUGUGUCAGCCUUUGUUGUAAUAUUUGUGGAUGUUGGUGGAUAUAGAGAGGUUGUAGUAGAGGAGGGGAAAGGUUACCUAAGGUACCACCCUAUACUGGGCAUCAUUGUCACCACACUUACUGUUAUCAAUCCAAUAAUGUCUCUGUUCAGAUGUGCACCCACAGACAGCAGGCGACCUAUAUUUUACAUUGCACACUUUACCGUUGGAACUGUUGCACAUAUUCUAGCUGCAAUUACAGUAUUAUUUGGAAUGAAUAUAGACAGGUCCAAUCUACCAGCGGAGGCUUCAUACAUCAUGUAUGCUUAUAUAGCAGUCUUUGUUAUGAUAGAGAUAACACUAGAACUGCUAAAACUCUGUCAGACACAAACUGAUACUAGUAGCCAUGUUGCCAUAGAAAUGAAAUACAUUGCUGACAAAGAUGAAAAAAGCAUCAAGUUCGAGGAACGUCCUGUGAUACGAAAGGAAAUAUUUCUGUAUUUUCACAUUUUACUUAUGGUUGGGUUUUGUUCUUCCUUGGUUGUACUUUUGAUAAUGUCCUAGAGACCUUAAUGUAUAGUCCUACAUGUAUGUAUGUAGACUGAGAAGCAGUAUGUUGUUCUGACACUGAAGUGACCGAGUUACCUGAACAGGUAACAACAAAGGAAAUGGUCCAUAUUUUAUUUUUUCUAGUCAAUACUAGUUUUAAAUUAAACUCUGUCUCAUUUCUCUCCUUUUUUUUCUUAAAAAAAAUCAAUUUAUAAUAAAUAACUUAUAUUACGUUGUUUAUUAUACAGUAAAACUCAGUUAUAGCGAAGUGUUGGGGACCUGUGAAUUUACUUCGUUAUAUCCGUUUAAAGAAUUCGUUCAAGUAUAUAUAAUGAAUUCGCAAUAUGCAUCUUUUCCUUCAAGUAUGACUACCAAGUAUGUACUGGGAGGUAUUAAAUACAAAAUUUUACUAGGGGUUCUAAAUAUUUCUGAUGAAUGGAAUUUAGAUACUUAUAAAAAUAUUGUCAGUUUAAUAUUUUGAAUUUUAAGAUAUUAAAAAUUUGUUACAAAAGAUGUAAUUUUCGUUAUUUUUAACCUCUACGGGACAGAAAAUCAGUUCCCUUUAUCCAUAAAUUCGUUAUAUCAGAGUUCGUUAUAACCGUAAUAUUUUCCUAGGAUUUGUUAAGAUUCAGUUGGGGAUUCCAAAAAACUUCGCUAUAUCUGUGAAUUCGCUAUAUUCAUGUUUGUACUAAACGAGUUUUAUUGUAAAUUAUUGUACAUGGAGGAAAAUACAAACAUCACAAUUUUGUCUACCUCCAUUCAUAAAUUAAAUUCAAACAUCA